GCUCGUCAGAGAGUGAUACGAAAGAGAUCAUUAUGCUUAAAAGCAAGCUUGUCGCAGGCGCUGUCAUCGCAUUUCAUGCAGUGUUUGCAGCUGCUUACGUCGAGCUAUGUAGCAAUCAUCUGCUGCUGCCCGAAGGCUGUCAGAGCUGUUGUAUCGCCUGCACCGAGGGAUUCAUCUGCUACAACCCAGUCACAAAUGCUCAAUGCUGCGCACCCGUCAAUGUCGGUCAUUAGCUCAGCAGUCACUCAGUAUUGGCAUGAGUGCAGCUUUGCGAGCUAAUGCAUCAUUGUCUCUUUGACGAUGCUUGAGAAACAUAAGAAGACUCGACAGAGCAGCAACGGUAUCU
Mixia osmundae IAM 14324 is the source of this 346-nucleotide messenger RNA. RefSeq lists its product as uncharacterized. NCBI's taxonomy places the organism in Eukaryota, Fungi, Basidiomycota, Mixiomycetes, Mixiales, Mixiaceae. Bases 33 to 233 code for a protein of 66 amino acids. The transcript has 4 exons. The record is from RefSeq and is a predicted model, not a curated record.